Archocentrus centrarchus (flier cichlid) is the source of this 3421-nucleotide messenger RNA. It is a transcript of the gene nxph2a, whose product is annotated as neurexophilin 2a. The coding region runs from base 545 to 1336 and encodes 263 amino acids. The transcript is spliced from 4 exons. The record is from RefSeq and is a predicted model, not a curated record. Gene Ontology annotation, molecular function: signaling receptor binding. NCBI's taxonomy places the organism in Eukaryota, Metazoa, Chordata, Actinopteri, Cichliformes, Cichlidae.
CAGAUGGAGAGAGUUAGACUUCAAAGGUACAUCUUUAGGUCUGUGUCUCUGAACGAAUGCGCGCCGACCUUGGAGUCUCCAGACGCGCAGAAGAGGAUUUUGCGCACUGAAAUCAAGUAGAGCCUAAAAGCGGAGACAGCGAGCUGACUAUUGUCUGUCUGACUGCAGUCCUGGCACUGGGAUACGGGCACGCUUGGUUGUGUUUUACUGCGCACACUGACAACUUAAGAACAACAUUGCUCCGGAUUAACUGAACUGCUUAACGUAGACGAUUCACUACAGCAGACGAGCCAAAGAGUCCCAGCUGCUCAGGGGAAAGUACCUCGACAUCCUGAGAGACGUUUUGAGGGGAUUUUAGGUCUCUUUGCCGAACGUGGACUGAAAGAGGAUGAUCCCAGCCGCCUUACCGAAAUAAGUGAGGUAUUGCCUUUGCGAAACGGUGAUUAUAGAGAUGUUUCAGUGGCAUGAGCGUCUUCACCUCUCCAAAUCUUCCAGAGAGGAUUUAACCGCCGCUCAUCGUGAAUAAGUCGACAAGUCGUUGAAGAUGAGUCCUCUGCAAACGUUCUUGUUGUUUUUCCUCCUGCACCAGGUCUUGUGCAGGAAAGUGCAUGGAGGAGUCACAGAACUCAUUGAGUGGAGGGACAGCGAUAAUCAACAGAAGAUAUCUCCCACUGGGGCCAGUCCACGGAUCCUCAACCCCCUGCGUUUGUUUGCCAGGGGCCCCCCCGAGUUCAAGAGUAACAUCAGGGAAAUGGCAUAUUUACACAACAUGGAGGACUUUUGGGACUGGUUAUCUAACCAGACAGAUGUUCAGGGUGCACAGGCCAGAACUAAACGCAGACCCAUCGUCAAGACUGGCAAAUUCAAAAAGAUGUUCGGGUGGGGAGACUUCCACUCCAACAUCAAGACUGUCAAGCUCAACCUGCUGAUCACAGGGAAGAUUGUGGACCACGGGAAUGGUACCUUUAGCGUUUACUUCCGUCACAACUCUACGGGCCUGGGAAAUGUAUCGGUCAGCCUGGUGCCACCUUCCAAGGUGGUGGAGUUUGAGAUCGCCCAGCAGUCCACACUGGAGACCAAAGACACCAAAUCAUUCAACUGUCGCAUUGAAUAUGAGAAGACGGAUCGCAACAAGAAGACUGCCUUGUGCAGCUUUGAUCCAUCCAAGGUGUGCUAUCAGGAGCAGACACAGAGCCAUGUGUCAUGGUUAUGCUCAAAACCCUUUAAAGUCAUAUGCAUCUAUAUAGCCUUUUACAGUGUGGACUAUAAACUGGUCCAGAAAGUAUGCCCUGACUAUAACUACCACAGUGACACACCUUACUCCUCCACAGGGUGACCUAGUUGUUGUUAGUCUGCAUCAGCCUUUUGUUUUAUCUUCAAAUAAUGUCAAUGUCAAGCUCUAAACUCCUUGUCCCAAAAUACCUAAAUACCUGAGACAUGUUGCAGGAAGUGCAACUUAUUAAGGGACACACACACCGGAGGGAUUUGGUGAAACUUUUGUAUAUACUACACAAGUAUACAAGUUUAACACUUCAGAUAGUUAGGUGUACAGGGACUUGGCUUUAGGGGUUGGCUUGGGAUUCAAGAGGUAGCUACUAACUCUGGAUGAAUCUACCCCAUCGCAACAGCACAUGUUCUCUGUAAACCACUGGUAUAAUUAGUAUGUUGUCCAGAUGUUUCCUUCAAGGCUAGACCAUAGGCAUGGAGCUCUCCUGAGUUGGAAGUACAUAGCUGGCUUCUGCAAGAGCUGCACUCAUGCCAACAUUUUCAAACAAUUUUCUCACCUUAUUUAAACGGUAAUGGGAUGAAGUAUGACAAGACUUUAAAUAAUGUUAACAAUUGCAAUACCUAAACAUUAAUAAAGCUAUUCAACGGGGCAUAAAAUUAAAAAAAAUCCCAUUUGGAACACUACAUUAAGAAUGAUUAGUCAAAAUGUUCUGCUCAUUGCCAUUGAAGUACUGCUAACAUCCAUUCAUACCUGUUAACAGAAUACAGAAAGGACAGUGUCUAUUAUUUCAAAUUAUUUUGAUCAAUGGAAUUGUUUCAUUAACGAAUGAAUAAUUAAUAUGAUCGUACAACUGAUCUGUUAUGUUUCUCUUGUGGGGACUGAAAUCAAAUGACUUGAUUGAUUCAACCCAAUUCCUAAAGUGCUCAUGACAAAAUAAAUUCAUCCAACUAAUCUAAUGCAUAAAAAACCUUAAAGCAUGUUCAUAUGUUACUAACAUACUGUAUGUAGGUACCUAUCCUCGCUUAACAUGGCUGCAGCCUUGUUUGCGCCUUGAAAUGUGUUGGUUUUCUGCUACAAUUAUCAUAAGGCAUGUGUAUGCUAAACUAGUCUGAGAUCCAACAUCUGUGUUUGCAGGAUGCACUUUGAGGCAUCAGCCUGCCUAGUGAGCCCCACAGUGGAUUAAUGUGUCAGGAGAGGUGGGGAGGGGGAAGCAAUAAUUGCAGGACAGGUGGAUUUAGUGAGUCUGGCAGACAAUUAUCAGCACUUUGUCAUGGUUCUGCCACCAGCCCUGACAUUACCUGUCUUUAAUAGGCUUUAAUUAGCCUGGGAAAUUUCAUUUACCAAGAGUGGAGAAACAAAAAGGUGGGGGUGAAGGCAAAAGUACAAAAUCCAUCUGCAAUUUUAAUGAGAAGAGGGACUAAAUUUGAAAUAUAACACAUUUCCCAAUAGUACAGCAGGCUUAAGUUGACUGACUUUGUGUAAAAGUGGAUAACAUCCACUCUUGUAGUACAUGGUGUGAUGUGUUUGACUCGGAAAUCACUCACAAGUCAAGUUUUUUAAGGUUUUGUUAAAAACCAUUCCCACAUUAAAUGAGAGGAGUUUUGUUAUUUGGAGAUACCCAGAGCUUUUAGGUUAGGGCAUGUGGCACUGCAGACAAAUCAUUCAUUUUUGUCAGUGUCAUUUUAUUUGAUGUAUUUCAUGUCUUUCCACAUCAGCUGUAAAUGAUUCUAUCACCUUAUACAUAAGGUGAGGUGUAUGAUAAGGAACUAAACUCGGAGUUGAUCUAUGUUGAUGUUUUGGUUCUUCUCCUUUGUGCAAAUGCUGUGUGUUAAUGUGUAAUUCUAAAACUAAAUGUGUUUAUUAAUUAUGGUUUUAAAGUAAAUGAUGUCAGAUUACCCUCAUUUUUCCAGAGAACUAUAUAAAGUAUACUGUACCUUAUUUUUUGGUGUUUGUUAAUAUCAUGUAGAUAAAUGUCAUAUUUCAGCUUAUAGUUAGAUUGCUUUGAUUUCCAUUUUUGUAACUGUAGAUUGUACGUAUUUCAAUUCCUGCUUGCUCAAAAUUGUUUCAAUAGUUUCCCUUGUAAAAUACGAGUAAGAGCUCUUCUGUGUAUAGUGUAAUUACACCUUUUAUUUUGGAAUAUUUGAUUUCAGAUUUUGUUAAAAUGUAACUGUAAAGAUCAAUUUAGGUUUUUAU